AUGUCCAGGCAACAUCCGCCUGCUAUAUCCCCCGUCUUGCGUGCGGGCCUCGGGAGUCGUGCACAAGAGUCCGUCGAUGGCUUCUUGAAAGCACUGAAACUACACACUCGACGAUUGAGCUCUGUUAUGGAGGCACAUGCUGCUGAACUUGGAUUACUUGAGAGACUUUACUAUAAGGGCAAGAACCAACAUGGUGCUUCUCUGCUUUGGGGUCGUGUACGCGAAAUGCGUCGAUAUGUGCAGAGAUUACGUGACCUGGACUUGCUUGUGGCGACUCAGAACCUACGCGCUGCUUUCUAUGGCGAGACGACCACGGCAUCGACAAAGAAGUUAAGGGGAUCAUGGACGCACUAUCCGGACUCACGAUACUUGACAUGGCUUCUGCGCCAUCUAAGCACCGCCACAGAACUGGCCGACAAAACUGCAACGAGCAUGCUUCGUGUAUUUGAAUGGAUCAUGUUAUUCAUGCAGAAUGGCGAGUUCUUGCAAAUGACCGUCACUUUCUCGGCUUUGGCAGCACGCUUCCGUCACCUGAGUAUUCAACUACGGCCGCUGGCUCGCCUAAUGCACGAAGAUAUGCGAACCGUACUGGUGGCUCUCUAUCCCGAGAAGGCCAAGAAUGUGUCUUCGCUGACAGCCCAACAACGGACAACCGCACCAAUGCAGAGCGAGCUGAUGACACAAGACGAGGUUACGCAUGCAGACGACCACGACAUGAACAUCGACGAGGACCUUGGUGUAUCCGUGUCUCGUAUACAAUCGAUGUCUGACACCGUUCCUAUCGCUCCAGUGUCCACGUCCAUGACGCUUGACCCGCAUCCCAUCGCGAAACCACCUCCAGUCGUGCACAAAGCAAAGCCAACGAUCUCUGCACCCAAAGGCGGCGGCGUGAUCACUAAGAAGCGGAAGGACGCCGAACCUGCUCCUACACCAGAACCGCAGAAGAAGGUCAAAAAGAAGAAGGCGAAACGCGAUGAGAUUGACGAUAUCUUUGGUUGA
This is a messenger RNA of Peniophora sp. CBMAI 1063, 999 nucleotides long. NCBI's taxonomy places the organism in Eukaryota, Fungi, Basidiomycota, Agaricomycetes, Russulales, Peniophoraceae. The record is from the annotation of a GenBank genome assembly.